AUGGCCGCUGAACCACCACCCCGGGAUUACAGCGCCACUGCUGGACCGUCUAUCCAGAUACAAGGCGUUUUCAAUGUCCGCGGUUUCGGGGGAUAUCCAAGUACUCUUGGCCCUGAUUGUUUCACCCGGGAUGGACUUCUCUACCGCGCUGGGCAUUUAAGGGACGCCACUCCACGGGGUCUGCAGCAGAUUCGUGAUCUGGGUGUGUCGACUAUAAUUGAUCUCACGAGCUCGGGUGAAAGUAAGGCGCUUUUUAACGAUAUAUCGAAUAGCUUGGGUCAGGGAGUCCGCGUUCUCAGCUUCCCUCUGGCAAAACAUGGCUUUUCAGUCCAGCAGCUGUCGGAGAAAUAUCGACGGUAUAUGGCGGAGGGCGAGAAGGCAAUUGCAGAAGGCUACUUCAAACUCAUACUUGAAGGGCACGAGGUAAUCAAGGACAUCCUCUUCUUAAUUCGCGACAAUCCAAACGAGGUAUUCCUUAUCCACUGUGCCAUGGGUAAGGACCGGACGGGGGUUAUAUUUGCCAUUAUUCUCUCUCUGGCCGGUGUUCCCGAUGAUAUUGUCGCAGAAGAGUAUAGUCGCAGCGAGGUGGCUCUAGAGUCUGCAUUGCCUGGGAUUGCGGCUGCAAUCGAGAAAGCUCUACCGGAGGUAACUGCUGAUGAUGCUCUGAGGAGGGCAAGUAUUGUGAUUCAGACAAGAAAGGAGGCAAUGCAACUGACCCUGCAUAUGGUUGAGGAAAAAUUCGGUGGCGUGGUUCAGUACCUGAAUAAAUGCUGUUGUAUUGAGGACGAAGAUAUAAAGUGCAUUCGAAAGGUCUUGACAUAUUCACGGGCUAAUUAG
Messenger RNA from Aspergillus puulaauensis, 837 nucleotides. RefSeq names its product tyrosine-protein phosphatase. The transcript is spliced from 3 exons. Gene Ontology annotation, biological process: dephosphorylation. NCBI's taxonomy places the organism in Eukaryota, Fungi, Ascomycota, Eurotiomycetes, Eurotiales, Aspergillaceae. The record is from RefSeq and is a predicted model, not a curated record. Gene Ontology annotation, molecular function: phosphoprotein phosphatase activity. Bases 1 to 837 code for a protein of 278 amino acids.